GAGCAUGCGCAGUUGUAUAGACGAAUUUACGCCAUAUUUGUUAAUAAGCAAAUCUUAUUUUGCGCAAAAAUACACAAAUACCUUCGGGCUGAAAAUUUAACAUUAGAUAAAUUCAAAAUAAGUAUAUAUGUCAUCGAAAUAAAGAAGAGUUUACCAUUCAGAUUUUAUAAUAAGUUGGCAACCAUGGCAACUACAGAUUAUCCAAACCCGUAUGAAAAUACAAGUUACCAAAGUUACCAAGAUCCUUAUGCUGAAACACAGAACAAUUAUAACUACAAUGAUUACAACCAAACAUACAGCGAAACAAACAGUAAUGAGGCAUACCAGUCAGAAGAAAGCUAUGGGGGAUAUCAGGACUCUUACACUGGCAACAAUGAUAAUUAUGGGAGUGACCAUUCCAGUAGGAGUGGAGACCAAGAAGAAAGAGACAGGCAACAUAGAAAGAAUCGGUCAGAGCGUAGACGUGAAAUGAGGAGUGGCGGUCAUGAUCGUCAUAGAGACAGAGACAGUUCAAGGAGUAGAGACAGAAGAGAUGACAGAUAUGAUAGAGAUAGGAGGGAUAGAGAUGAUGAUAGAGCUGGGGAGAAGUGGGUUACAGACACACCAUCUAAUACAGUCAUUCUACAGAGGCUGCCCACAUGUAUUGAAGAAAAAGAUAUCAAAGCUGAACUGAUGAUGUUUGGGGCCCCAAUCAGAGAUGUGCGUCUUAUGAGAAAAAGUUCAGGUGCCUCAAGAGGGUUUGCUUUCGUCGAGUUUCAGAAUCGAGACGAUGCUGUACGCUGGAUGGAUUCAAAUCAGAAAAAGUUGAUCCUGCAGAAUCAGUACACAUGUUCGAUGAACUUCAGCACGCCCAAAGAUCCAAAGGAUAAACAGAUGGUACAUCGCAUGGACUGGAUUUGUGUAAAGUGUGGCGUACAUAAUUUCAAGCGGAGAGACUAUUGCUUUAAGUGCAACAUGUCCAGAUAUGAAUCUGGGAAAUCACAGGCAGAUGGAUAUGACCAUGUUGGAACUAACCCAUGCAACACAUUAGUUUUGCGAGGCCUGGAUGCUUUGACUACGGAGGAGUCAAUACUGCGGGCAUUGAAUGCUGUGACACAACUGACAUGUAAAAAUAUCCAGGUUGUGAGGGAUGCUACGAGUCAGGCUUCGCAGGGGUUUGCGUUCGUUGAGCUCGGAUCAGUGGCCGAGUCAGUUAAUGUGCUCGAAGUAUUGAAACAGAUGAAUCCUCCAUUAGAAGUGGAUGGAAAACAAAUUCUUGUGGCUUUUGCCAAGAACACUUUCACUACCUCUAUGGCAACUAUAAACGCAGCUGGUCAGCAAAGUUGGGACCAGUCUAGUGGGGAAUAUUACCAGAACUAUGAUUACAAUCAGUACGACCAGUCGGGUUAUUACUCGGGACAGUACUAUGAUGGACAGAGUUAUGACUACUCAAAUUACUACACAGAGUCUGGUGAUACUGCAACCACAUCAACUUCAGUGGACUCUACAAAUGCAGCGGCUGCAGUGGCCCAGGCUGCAAUACAGCAAGCUCAGGCAGCUAAACAUUUCCAAAAACAGGCCCAGCAACAACAGAAGAUAGCAGAUAUGUCUACAGAGGAGAGAUUGGCUCAUCAGGCCCAGGCCUGGAAACAAAAAACUGAUGAUAAACCUACGCAACAACAGCAACAACAAGAAGUUACAAAAUAUCCUGCACCAGAUGUUAGUUUAUACCAGUAUGACGAGACAUCCGGCUACUAUUAUGAUCCUAUCACUUCUCUCUACUAUGAUGCCAGCUCUCAGUACUACUAUAACAGUACAACAGGUCAGUUUAUGUACUGGGAUGCAGAACAAUCUACAUAUUUACCUGCCCCUAAUGAUGACUCUCAGUCAGAUAUGAGAUCACUCGAUAAUAAAGAUGGAAAGAAAGAUGGGAAAGAUAAAAAGGAGAAAGUCAAAGUUGCAAAGAAAAUUGCAAAGGAUAUGGAAAAAUGGGCUAAGUCUAUGAAUGCUCAGAAAGAGGCUGUGAAAGAUGGGAUGAAGAAGAUCAAUAUGCCAAACCUCUCUGGUAGGAAAGAAUCGGCUACUGCAGAUGCUGGUUUUGCAAUCCUUGAAAAAGUGAAAAGUGUGCCAACAGAAGACAAAAAGUUGAUGCCUCCACCACCUAUGCCAGGGGGAAGUACUCCCACCAGUGAAGAGAAGGCAAAGCUGGGGUUAGUAGCAUCGUAUGGAGGUGACUCUGAUGAUGACGACGAUGAUGACUCAGCAAAUGGAUUUGAUGAAAGUAAACUGUUAGAUCAUUCAAAGAAGGCUUGUCUACUGUGUAAGAGACAAUUUCAGAGCAAAGAACAAUUGAUGAGACAUGCUCAAAUGUCUGACUUGCACAAGCAAAAUUUAGAGUCUAUGCGUCAGUCUCAGGGUGUUGGAAGUUCUCAAGGAGGGUCAGGGGGAAUGCAGUACCGUGACAGAGCUAAGGAAAGGCGGGAAAAGAUUGGAUCACUUGCUCCACCACCCAGAAAACGUCCAGCACCACCACCGCAACCAUAUGAGCAGCCAACUAAAGCUGGACUUGGGUCAGACAAUAUUGGUAGUAAAAUGUUACAGAAGAUGGGCUGGUCAUCAGGGCAGGGACUUGGUAGAUCAGGACAGGGCAUCAUUAAUCCCAUUGAGGCAGAAAGACGGAAUUCAAGUGCUGGACUAGGUAUGCGGGGAUCUAAAGUUAAUAUAGAGGAGACAGACAAUUAUAAAGAUGCUUUAAAGAAAACUUUGUUUGCAAGAUACAAUGAUAUGGAUUGAGCUGACUUAGAAAAAAACAAACAUUUUUAACCAGAAAUAUUUUAUUGUGUAGUCAAAGAUAGGACAAAAACAAUGGGCUGUUGGUACGAAGGUUGUUUAUAUUACUGUAUGGAGGACGAGUUGUUAUUAUUUAAGUUUAAGAUCAAUAUAUGCAAUAGUCUCAGGGGUUUUUCUGUUGACUUGCUGGUGUAACUCUUAUGACAGAUUAGAGGGAUGCCUUUAACAUAGUACAUUAAGAGAGAAGAGUAUAAAUUGAUAGCCCAGUUACCUCACAAAUAAACUGUGGCUUUGUGCAGGCCAAGUUAGGUGGCCCUUUAAAUCAGUCCUUGAAAAGGGAUCUUCUGGAGCGGGCAGGAAGUUGGCAAACCGGCACGGAGUGUGUAAACGAGAUUUGGAGUAAAUGUUGAAACAAAAAAUUAUUUGCAUUGAUAUGUGGACCUUUCAUUUAGUGGUGUAAUUUUUUAUUGUAUUUUUCGUGAUGUGUUUGUUUUACUUCCAACUAUGUAUAUAUAUUUGAAUUAAAUUCAAGAUUAUUUUUGACAUUUUAUUGAAAUUAUGCUAAAAGAAAUAAAUAUCAUAAGAGGA
This is a messenger RNA of Ruditapes philippinarum (Manila clam), 3357 nucleotides long. Its product is annotated as RNA-binding protein 5-like. NCBI's taxonomy places the organism in Eukaryota, Metazoa, Mollusca, Bivalvia, Venerida, Veneridae. The record is from RefSeq and is a predicted model, not a curated record. Gene Ontology annotation, molecular function: RNA binding. Gene Ontology annotation, biological process: mRNA splicing, via spliceosome. The transcript is spliced from 22 exons. Gene Ontology annotation, cellular component: nucleus. The coding region runs from base 184 to 2772 and encodes 862 amino acids.